AAAAAAAAAAUGUCAACAUCACUGUGCAUUGCACCACGGAAACAACAAACAACCACCGAAAACGUCGCUUGUUUUUCCUCCGUUUACAAAAAAAUGAGCCCACUUCGGCACUGACCUCGAGGUAGAACUUUAUGUCAGCCGUCCAUUCCUCCGUCUGUCACCGCACAGGAUGGCUGUGUCGACCAGUGGCCUCGUACACAGCCUGGCCACACUUCUCCGGAAUGAUGGAGACUUGGUGCUGGAUGGCAGCAGUACGCUGACCUUGUCGGCGGCCAGCUUGCAGCAGCUCACCAGGCUGUUUGAGCAGUACUUGCUGUCCAGGAGCCAGCAGCAUGGCUUCCUCGCACUGCCCUCCCACCCUGCCGACACCGCUUCCCUGCUCCAGCUGCAGUUCCUGUUUGACGUCCUGCAGAAGACCAUCUCCCUCAAGCUCAUCAACCCACCAGGGGACAGACUUCAGUCCGUGGUGAAAAUCUUCCCGUUCAAGUCUUUGAAGGGUUUGGAGCUGAAGCGAAUCCCUCCACACUGUCUAGAGGGACUCAGAGGGGUUUACUCCCAGUUGGAGGUCUUCACGUGUUCAAAGAGCCUCAGUUCCCUGGAGGAGCUGCUCUCCCUGUGUGGAGGGGAUCUGAGCUCUGCACUGCCUUGGCUGGAACUGCACACCCUCAACUUCAGCUACAACUCCAUUGUCUGCCUUGACCAGUCACUAAGUUUACUGAACGUCCUGAAGUCUUUAGAUUUAAGCCAUAACAAGAUUCGGGAGUGUGCUGAAUUUCUAAAGCCCUUGAGUGAACUGGAGCACUUGAACCUGGGCUACAACUGCCUGCAGAGGGCGCCAACGCUGGGCCUGAGUGCCAGGGCCAAACUCCUCACACUCAACCUCAGAAACAAUGAACUGGAGACUAUAAACGGUGUUGAGCAGUUGUCUUCGCUCCAGCACUUAGACCUGGCCUACAACCUCCUGCUGGAGCACUCCCAGCUGGCUCCUCUCUCCCUGCUGCACUGCCUCAACACACUGAACUUGGAGGGGAACCCGCUGUACUUCCAGAAGACCCACCGCAACUGCACCGUCCGACAUCUCUCCCCAAAGGCUGCAAACCUUAGACUCAAACUUGAUGGCACCCGGCUGUCCUCGUCUGAGUUAUCAGUUUUGCCAAAACCAGGCCAGCUGAUCGUGCAGGUACAGACUUCACAUCCAGUUGUCAUGCCACCAGAACGGAGCAACCAGGAAGUGUCCAGCGGUGCUGGGGAGCUUAGUGAUAGUGUGUCAGCUGCAGAAGUGGGAGUGUCACACAUUCGGAAGAAGAAAUCCAGAAGUAAGGUGAAAGUGCGGCGGGCCAGCAUAUCCGAGCCCAGUGAUACGGAUUACGAGCCCAGGCUGAUUUCCUCCACAGAGGGCAUUGUCCUUCCCCACCAGCACGAGAUUGAGCGCAUGUCCAGCUUUAGAGAGCAGCUUGGUGAGGACUGGCUGAGGUACCAGCAUCAUCUAGAUAGAGCCUCUCCCUCUACCAUCACCACUGCCAUCAACACCAACCAGCCAACUCCUCACCACCCGCCCCUCUCCAACGGCCACAGCUCCACCCUGCAUCCGUCCGCCAGCCCUGGGCAUCAGCCGUCUCCACCAUCCCUGAAAGUCCCAGAGGUCCUCCCCCCGCCGCUCCUCUCAUCAGAACCCAGGUUAGAGACGUCCAACCUGGAUGAAGACCAGGAAACAGAGUCUACUCUACAGUGGCUCGGUCACAGCUCUUGCUUCACGGAGUCCACCUUGGAGGACGGCCCGGUGGCAGGCCAGGGAGAGGUGAGCUCACCUGGGCCGAGUCCGGAGUCCCAGAGGUCGGCUAGAGUGGAGAGCACAGACACCAAGGAGGAAGAAGAGGAGGAGGAUCUGGGAGUGGACUUGUGUCACCCCCUACUUGUGGGUGUCUUAUCCGACAAAGAGGAAGAAGACGGCGAGGGCCAGGGGGAGAGGAGGACGAGGAGGAAAGAGGUGUUCCUGUGCAUCAAACAGGGCCUGGUGCUGGAGGUGGACACGCAGCGCGGCCAGGAGAGAUGCCGCCUGGAGCUCGGCAGCCUGGCUCGGGUGGAGACCACAGUGGCUGCCUGGACCCGAGGGGAGACAGAAGAGAUGCUUCCAGCGGUCGAGCUUCAGUUCGACUACAUCAGCAGGGAGAAAAGGAGGAGAUGCUACGUGCUGCUUGACGAUGAUCCACAGCAGGCACUGCAGGCUCUGACUGACGUGCUGUCACAUGUGGCUGAGGAGAACCAGCGGCGUGACUCAGAGUUCUGCACCAGUUGCAUUCGUCUGCAGUGCCUUCGCUGCAGGUCAGAGUUCACGCUUCAGGGAGAGGGCGGUGGGGAAGAGGCGGAGGGGAGAGCGCGGAGGAGAGGGGCUGCAAUGCUACCAGGGGAAGAAGAACAAGAUGAAGAGGAGCUGAGAGAGUGUGAUAAUGACAGCAAAGGAAAUAGUCAUAUUUGUCCAGAUUGUGGUAGCGAUCAUGUGGUCCAGCUGGCUGGCCAGUCAACUCCCUACAGCAGUACGCCCAUCCGUCACUCAUCAAGGCCGGAGAGUGAGGACGAUCAUCUCGAUAUAACCCCGAGCACUCGUAGUGCCAAUAAGCAGGAUGAUUACACAGAUGCCAGUAUUAGCAGUAGUCCUAUCCUCAAAGCCUCCACCACUACAGAAGAUCCCACCUUCAUUACUGCCCAGGGAAGCUCUUUCUUCAUUGGGGAAGGCCAAGCUGACACCUCCAGCCUCUCCUACAACACAGACUGCCAAAGUAAAGAGGAUCUGGCUGGAAGCUACCACUACGCAGCUACAGGUGCUACGCCACCUGAAGUCCAAGCCCAACCUGCGGGAAGAUCCACCCCCAAUGAUGAUUUGGACCUACUGUCUGAGGACUAUGAGGCGGUGGACCAUCGUCUACAGCUUUUCCUGGAUGUGGAGGUCUUCGAGGAGGAAGAGGAGCUUCACUCUUUCCUCAAGAUGUCCGCUGUCAAAUUUGGGGAGCCAGGGGAGGUUCCCUCUCUGUUGGUGGUGACAAAUCAGCAACUCUAUUUCUUGGAAAUGACAUCAGAAACCCACACAGGCCAGCUCUCUGAUUGGCUACAGAAGCGGGACAGCCACCCAAUCGUGGAGCUCAGCUACCUGGAGGUGGGGCUAGGCUCUCAGAGCAUCCACAUGGAGUUUGGAGACGGCGGUGUGGCCUACACUCUUCUCGUGAGGGACAGUUUACGCUGCAAGCGCUUCUUUGGCCUGUUGACAGGAACUGUGCGUGAGAUGGCCCACAAAUCAGACAGCAAGUUGAAGUCCAUCUCUACCACAAGACUCAACCCUCAGCACCAUCUCUGGCCUCUAGUGUGUGAAGACAUCCAGGCAGAUGUGGAGGAUGGCCAGCUGCAGUUUUUCUACAUUCUGGCUUUUGUCCUGCAAGAGGAUAUUUGGACGCCCUUGACAGUCCUGUCAACUCGGGAAACCCUGUACCUGCUCAGAGAGGAUCACCAGUGGAGGAAAAGCUUCAACAGUCUGACAGUGAAUGAAAACAAAGAACCGAACAGCGGGAGUGUCACCAUUUUAGAAACGCUGCCAAUCAGCUGCGUGAGCUCAGUCCACCUUUGGCCUUCAGAUCAGUGCAGGAUGGAUAUUCAGCUUUAUGAUGAGACUGUGAAACAGGAGAAGACGUGGUGUGUGCGCUCAGAGAGCACGGAGCUCCUCCAGGGUCUGCUGGCCUGGGUCAGAGCACAGUGGGAGGCCAUGUUCGGAGUAAAACUGCACACAAGCCUGCAAGACAAAGCAGAAUAAUGGGAAUUGGGGGAGGGCAUAAAAACGGGAAAAAAAAGUUCCAGACUCUCUGUGUGUGUGUGUGUGUGUGUGUGUGUGUGUGUGUUUGUGUGCUUCUGUGUGUUUUAUUAGCAUGAAUCUGAGUGUUGGUACUGGGAGAUGUUUGUCUUUAUUUUCUCUCCACACAGUCUGCACUCAGUCUGGUCCCAUUACGCUCGUUGCUUUCAUUGUCUUUUAGGCAAAGAACGUUGAAUUGAUUGCACUCAUUCAUGUGGCACCACAAGCCUGUAAAAGCACCAGUUGCAUCAUUUUUCCCUCCAGAUACCAAGGUUUACGUGCUCAAAUGGAGUGUGCCUUGUUUCUUUUGCGGCUCCCAUGUCUCGUGUUCAAACGCACUUUAAUGCGUCUCAUGGUGUUCUUCGAGCGCUGUAGCAUGGAGCCAACGUGGAGCAGAUUUGGGUUUGCGGAACAAAAAGAGCAUUAAGUUGCAGAGAGGAAAUUUUUUAAGACGGGUAAUGCAAGGAGCUGAGCCUAAAAUAUUUCGCCCCCCCCCUCGUUAAGCUCGUCGGAGUCCUUUCUCACAUCUUAGGGUGCAGUGGGUUGUGACAUCACAUGCUCAGCAUAAGGCAGGGGGUGGGGCUCUGUAAGGCCAGGGGUCACCUCACACCUUCCCCCCCCCCCAAUUAGGGUCUUAUGAUGUGUCUCUGCAGUGUGUCACAUGAACGGAAAAGAAUACCAGGAGUGCAAAUCUGCAGAAAUUGGGUAAACAGUGGCGGUUGUUUUCUUUAACACUUGGGAACAGAUGUUUACUUUGUUUACUUUGUUGAUUUGUAACCUGGGUCAAAGCUGUCAUCAUUUGAUGUGUCUCAUAACUCUUUCUGUUCACUGCUGCAGCCAUGUGUAUUGUGUAUGUAGCCAUCUGUACAUUGAUCAAACUGUUGAUAUAGAUUAACCAGUAUAACUUAAUAUAUUUCCUUUGUUAGCAUUUUUCAUUAUGGCUUCAUGAAAAAAAAGUAUUUUAUUUUUAUAUAAAAAAGGAAAAGUACCUCUGAUAUACGAUGUGUGUAAUUGAAUAUAAAAGUAAUGUGUACACUUGUG
Messenger RNA from Morone saxatilis (striped sea-bass), 4876 nucleotides. RefSeq names its product serine/threonine kinase 11 interacting protein (gene stk11ip). The transcript has 26 exons. Bases 170 to 3799 code for a protein of 1209 amino acids. Gene Ontology annotation, biological process: intracellular protein localization. Gene Ontology annotation, molecular function: protein binding. Gene Ontology annotation, cellular component: cytoplasm. The record is from RefSeq and is a predicted model, not a curated record. NCBI's taxonomy places the organism in Eukaryota, Metazoa, Chordata, Actinopteri, Moronidae.